CCCCUCACCUCCAUCACCCGGAAAUAGUCACUAAAGGUUAGUUGGUAUCGCUCUUCCAACAUGGCGGUGAAUCUCACAGACCUCUCCUUGCCUCAAUUAGAAGGACUGAAAACCCAACUGGAUCAGGAGAUCGAGUUCUUGACGUCUUCAAUUGGUCAGCUAAAAGUUGUCCAGACGAAAUAUGUUGAAGCAAAAGAUAGUAUGAACGUUCUCAACAAAAAAAACAAAGGAAAAGAAUUAUUGGUCCCACUUACCAGCUCUAUGUAUGUGCCUGGAACAUUAAAUGAUGUGGAGAAUGUUUUUGUGGAUGUGGGGACAGGAUACUAUGUAGAAAAGAAUGUGGAAGACUCGAAGGCAUUCUUCAAGCGUAAAAUAGAAUUCCUCACAAAGCAGAUAGAGAAAGUUCAACCAGCGCUUCAGGAAAAACAUGCCAUGAAACAAGCUGUGAUUGAAGUAAUGAACGUGAAGAUCCAGCAACUACAACAGAACCAGCAGGCAUCCCAAGUGGCUGUACCCACCAAGGCUUAAAGAAAAAACCUGUUUCAACUCCUUAUGAUUUGUCUAUGUUUGUAUGCAAAUAAAUGAAGUUGGUGAGUAUAUCAUGUCACCACUGAAUUAUGAGGAGGCUAUUUGUUUUGGUAAAGAAGUCUUGUGUACUUGGUCAUUUUAAUUGUGUGUCUGAAACAUUUGCAUAAUUAAAGUGAUCAUUUAUUAAUGGUA
Messenger RNA from Pungitius pungitius (ninespine stickleback), 720 nucleotides. RefSeq names its product prefoldin 5 (gene pfdn5). Gene Ontology annotation, biological process: RNA polymerase III assembly; protein folding; RNA polymerase I assembly. The transcript is spliced from 6 exons. The record is from RefSeq and is a predicted model, not a curated record. NCBI's taxonomy places the organism in Eukaryota, Metazoa, Chordata, Actinopteri, Perciformes, Gasterosteidae. Gene Ontology annotation, cellular component: prefoldin complex; cytoplasm. Bases 61 to 528 code for a protein of 155 amino acids.